Naegleria lovaniensis is the source of this 378-nucleotide messenger RNA. RefSeq lists its product as uncharacterized. Lineage: Eukaryota; Heterolobosea; Eutetramitea; Acrasida; Naegleriidae. The record is from RefSeq and is a predicted model, not a curated record. Bases 1 to 378 code for a protein of 125 amino acids. The transcript has a single exon.
AUGUUUGCCUCUGAAAGUGGAGACCAGAAGAGCGUUGAGUCCAACAGCAACUCUAGUACCUCAACGACAAUAGCAGCUAUACCAUGUAAGGGAUGCGGGAAAAAGGCCAAUUUUUUAAUAGUACUUGACGAUGAUGAGUUGGAAUGUGCUUGUGGAGAGCCUUGGGAGGUUCCUCUUGAUUGGUAUUAUUGCUCCAAAAGAUGUUACUCCAAGAAUAGUUACUGGAUGCUUCAAGGCAGUAGUCUUUUGGUUCAAGAUGAGUGUAACGGGUGUGGAUGUCCUCAAUUCUUUGCAGUUGGCGUUACAAUGGUACCGAUCACUAGAGAAAUGAUUGAAGACUAUGCCAAGGAAAAAUCAAGCUCUGAAGAAGAAGACUAA